This is a messenger RNA of Leptonychotes weddellii (Weddell seal), 1993 nucleotides long. NCBI's taxonomy places the organism in Eukaryota, Metazoa, Chordata, Mammalia, Carnivora, Phocidae. The record is from RefSeq and is a predicted model, not a curated record.
UGUUUCCAGGAUCACGCUGAGGAGGCUGAGGCUGAAGUUGGGUGCCCCUUUGCUGGUGUUGGCUGCUCCUACAAGGGGAGCUCAAAGCUCCUGCAGGAGCAUGAGGUCACCUCCCAGACCACCCACCUAAACCUGCUUUUGGGGUUCCUGAAUCAGCGGAAGGCCCAGCAGGGCGCGGGCCUGGGCUCUAGGCCCAUGGCCCUGGAGCAGAAUCUGUCAGACCUGCAGCUGCAGGCAGCCGUGGAGGUGGCAGGGGACCUGGAAGUGGACUGCUACCGGGCGCCCCGCUCUGAGAGCCAGGACGAGCUGGCCCUGCAGCACUUCAUGAAGGAGAAGCUCCUGGCUGAGCUGGAGGGGAAGCUGCGCGUGUUUGAGAACAUCGUCGCUGUCCUCAACAAGGAGGUGGAAGCCUCCCACCUGGCUUUAGCAGCCUCCAUCCACCAGAGCCAGCUUGACCGCGAGCAUAUCCUGAGCUUGGAACAGCGGGUGAUGGAGCUGCAGCAGACCCUGGCUCAGAAAGACCAGGCCCUGGGCAAGCUGGAGCAGAGCCUCCGCCUCAUGGAGGAGGCCUCCUUCGAUGGCACCUUUCUCUGGAAGAUCACCAAUGUCACCAGGCGCUGCCACGAGUCAGCCUGUGGCAGGACCCUCAGCCUCUUCUCCCCAGCUUUCUACACUGCCAAGUACGGCUACAAGCUCUGCCUGCGUCUCUACCUGAACGGGGACGGGACGGGGAAGAGGACCCACCUGUCGCUCUUCAUCGUGAUCAUGAGAGGGGAGUACGAUGCUCUGCUGCCCUGGCCUUUUCGGAACAAGGUCACCUUCAUGCUGCUCGACCAGAACAACCGAGAGCACGCCAUUGAUGCCUUCCGGCCUGACCUGAGCUCAGCGUCCUUCCAGCGGCCCCAGGGUGAGACCAAUGUGGCCAGCGGCUGCCCACUCUUCUUCCCCCUCAAUAGGCUGCAGUCGCCCAAGCAUGCCUACGUGAAGGAUGACACCAUGUUCCUCAAGUGCAUCGUGGAGACAAGUGCUUAGGGCGGGGAGGGCCGUGCCAGCCGCACCUGACUCCCGAGGGAGCACCAGAGUACACUGGGGGGCAUUAGUACAAUGACUGAGGUCCUGUCCGUGGCGCCCAGGAUCCCGGGGCACCGUGAUGGGCCGGCCCGGCAUGAUCUGAGCGGGACUGACUGACCAUGGCUGGCCGUCAGCUUCGGCGGCGGCAGGGCCCCCGGGCUGGGCCCACAAAGGUCCAGAAGGAGGCGGUAGCAGGAUUGUUGUCCUCUACGCUGACCACAGGACAUUGGAGUCACUCCAGCCCUGCAUGUUGAGGCAGCCUGUGACCAAGAUGGGGAGGGAAGAGGGACCGGGCCUGGGGCAUGGAGGGUGAGCAUGGGGAGGAGGAAAGAAGCUCUCUGAGCAGGGCAGCUCUCUGGACAGGAAGGUCUCUGUACUGGGGUGGGGAGGGCGGGGUGGCAUCAAGUUGGGACUUGGGUUUGAAGACCUUGAGGUUCCUUCCAGCCCAGAAAGCCUCCAGGUCUGGGCCUCCUGGUGCAGGAGAGUCCUAGGGCUGCAGGGGUGCUAGAAACAUUCAGGAGCCUCGUGGCCUCCAGGUUCCUCUGUCACCUUCAGGGCCACCCCGUGGCCGAGCCAGCCUGCGCAGCACCUGCCACCCCGGGUCUGGCAGCCCCGUUCCCCAGCAUGGGGGGGCCGCGCGGGCCCAUGCUUCUGCUGGGAGGACUCCCCUGCACCUCCUCCAGGUGAAACCAGGUCCCUCAGCUCCCAGGAGCAGCGACAAGAAAGGUGGAGGAGGGGGCCAUAAACCCUCCGCUCGCCCUCCCUCAGAGGCCCUACCUUCGGCGCUUUCCAGAAUCUCAUGUCACCUAAUUAACCGAGGUAUUUCCUUCUUUCAGUUGACUGAUCAGGGCCUCUGAGCCACUGAGCAGAGGUUGUCCUUUUAAAUAUGUAUAAAACCAAAGAAAGAGAUUGUUUAAAUUUC